AUGGAUGCAACGCAGCCGCUAACUACGGAGAGUAGUCCACGGUCCCCCUACCACCUCGCUACCACAUACUCCGUGGCUUCAGAUAGUAUACGAUUAUCGGGUGUAGGAGAAGCCCGGAAUCUGGAUCCGACCCUUGACUUCCACGACUCGGACGAUGAUAUACCCAUGAAUCGUCCAGUCAUGCAUCGACCUGCGGAAACCCGCUCUCAACAACCACUGCUCAAAGAUGAGCGCCGGGGACGGCUGUCGAACGGCAGCCUGGGCAAUGGUGACGCAGAAGGCAGGCCUAUGCUUCACCAUUCACGACGUCCCACCAUUCGCAGUGGUAGUCCAGAGCACAGCGCGGAGCAGGCGACGCGUCAGAAAUACCUGAUUGCGUCGGGUUUCCUGCUCCUGAGCCUGGCUAGUUUUGUCGUUCAGACCGAGACCGCGGUCUACAUCCAGCACGAGCUACAUUGGGACAAACCAUAUUGUAUGCUUUACCUCACACAUGGCUCCUGGGCACUUUUGUGGCCUUUCCAGCUCCUUAUACUUCGCUUGCAGAAACGCAAACUCUCUUGGGCGGCAUUCUGGCGGCGCCAUGUCUACCUCCUUCGGACGACAGCGAAAAUGGUGGAGACUCAGGACCUACACCUUACCUCCCGUGAUUCUCAUAGAUCGCCUAUUCCCUACAUGCUCAAGACGACGGCAUUCGUUACCACCGCUCUUACAAUUGCUGGAGGCUCUUGGUACGUUGCGGUUAACAUGACUACACCGAGCGAUCUGACGGCUAUCUACAAUUGCUCCGCUUUCUUCGCGUACGCUUUCUCGAUUCCGCUCUUGAAAGACAAACUGCGGGGCGAUAAGAUAAUCGCGGUCGUGGUCGCCAUCAUCGGAGUCCUCGUUGUGGCAUACGGUGGUCGAAACGACGGCAAGAAGGGCGAAGGGUAUGACGAAGCGGAGAACCGAUUGCUAGGCAAUAUUAUCAUAGGAGUUGGCAGUGUUCUGUACGGCCUGUAUGAGGUUUUAUACAAGCGAUUCGCUUGUCCCCCGGAGGGUACCAGCGCUGGACGCAGCAUGAUCUUCGCAAAUACCUUUGGCAGCCUUAUUGGAUGUUUCACACUCCUCGUUCUGUGGAUCCCCUUGCCAUUGCUUCACAUAAUCGGUCUUGAAACGUUCCGCUGGCCGACCGGAGAAGCUGCCUGGAUGCUCAUGAUCUCCGUCCUUGCUAAUGCCACUUUUUCGGGAUCUUUCCUUGUCUUGAUCUCCCUAACUUCGCCCGUUCUGUCUUCCGUGGCCGCCUUGCUCACGAUAUUCCUGGUUGCGAUCGUCGACUGGCUUCGCACAGGCCAACCCCUUUCCCUGGCCUCAAUCAUCGGCGGUGUGCUCAUAAUCGUGGCCUUCUUCCUCCUCAGCUGGAGCACUUACCGCGAGAUGAACGAGGAGCAGAAGAAGGUCAUGGCCAAUGAGCAGACCGAAUCCGACUCCGAUGAUUAAACAUACACUUUCUCCCUAAAGGGCUGCCGCAUCAGAUUAUCCCGACAUGCAUAUACAAUCCAUUUGCCUUCCGCUGGCAGAGACGGGCUUCUGGUUUUUGUCCCCUUCAUUUCCCCUUCCAAAUUCUCCUGGUGCGUGAGAUACGGUCACAUAAUAGUGUUCGUUCCUUUGUACAAGUCACUUCCCCGUCUUUCCUUCCGUAUCUGUCUUGGGUUAUAGAGGCCAUGUCUGCAUCUAAAGGAGUUUGUUUCUCUUUCCACCUUGUUUGUUAUAUACAUCACAUAGACUUAGCCACGCCACGGUCUGUCCGAAUUAGUCUGGGAACCUGUUUGAUUUCGUGGAAUAUCUAUUUUGUGAUUCUAGCAG
Messenger RNA from Aspergillus homomorphus CBS 101889, 1842 nucleotides. Its product is annotated as DMT family transporter. The coding region runs from base 1 to 1476 and encodes 491 amino acids. The transcript has 4 exons. NCBI's taxonomy places the organism in Eukaryota, Fungi, Ascomycota, Eurotiomycetes, Eurotiales, Aspergillaceae. The record is from RefSeq and is a predicted model, not a curated record.